UAUCUAUAGAACGAUCUUCUGUCUCAAGUCUUUUAACAGAGCGCCAGGUUCGAUUGGAUCUUUGCUUACAACUGCGCCUUUUUGAAGCAGAUGUCCACUCGGCAAUGGAUUGUCUUCGCCAAGACGUCGUGCCUUCAAAUCUGCUGGCCUCCACAGAGGCAACUGCAUGCCCAGGUUGGUACCCAUUUAAUCACCUUGAAUGA
Messenger RNA from Protopolystoma xenopodis, 203 nucleotides. NCBI's taxonomy places the organism in Eukaryota, Metazoa, Platyhelminthes, Monogenea, Polystomatidea, Polystomatidae. The record is from the annotation of a GenBank genome assembly.